Molecule: messenger RNA, 2380 nt
Organism: Scatophagus argus
Lineage: Eukaryota; Metazoa; Chordata; Actinopteri; Scatophagidae
Product: zinc finger protein 436-like
Exons: 4
Coding region: 340-1953 (537 amino acids)
Biological process (GO): regulation of cytokine production; negative regulation of transcription by RNA polymerase II; regulation of immune system process
Source: RefSeq, a predicted model, not a curated record
AUCAGAGGGGACGUCACGCCCACGUCACUGCUCCUUCGAGCGCGUUAUAGUGGCAGAGAAACACCGGAAAUUGAGAAACUAUAUGGGACAUAAGGUUAUAUGAGGGGACCUAGAUUAAUCUAGUGAUUUUAAUAAUUGCAUUGCUUACAGUAGAGAAAAAAAAGCAUACUCCGGUACAGUAGGUGGCGGUAUGCAGCUUCAAUGUUACUGUUUGCAAUCCGCCAUUAGCGUAAAAGACAAAGAAGAAAAAGAAGAAGACACGGAAGCAGAAGAAGAAUAAGAAAAAGAAGAAGAAGAAGAGGGAAAACUUUGGGAAACGUGUGAUCGUAAUAAGGAAAAAUGUCUUGUUGUGUCAUCGGAUGUAGGAAUAGACCUGGAAAAUCACAGGACCUUCAUUUUUAUAGAAUACCGUCACCGAAGACGCCGUUUGACGCCAAACGCAGACGUUUAUGGUUGCAAGCUAUUAAAAGGACGGACUGGGGUGAUGAGAUCAGCCCGAAUUGGCGUCUCUGCAGUGCUCAUUUCAUAUCGGGGAAGCCGUCCAUGGAUCCAAAUAACCCAGACUUUGUUCCCUCAUUGUUCACGUACUGGCAGAUUGAGGUUAUGAAAGCCCCACAAGAAAUGGCCAGGUUCUAUAGGAUGAGAAAUAGAGCGAUCAUCAAGUCCUCUCCGGAUGACACACCGAGCUCUCUCCAAGCAGCUCCGGGGUCCUGCACUGUGCAGCCAACAGCAGACUCUCGGCAGCCUUGUACUAAUACCCAGCUGGUCUCUAAGGAGGUCGUCCCUUCAUUGCAGCCACGUGAAAUUAAGAUAGAACAGAUUCCAGUUCUGCAGGAAACAAAAGUCCAAGAGCACCCGCAGAUCAAGGAGGAGCAGGAGGAUCAGAGUAUUAGUCCACACAUGGAGGCUGAUGCAUCUAACAACAUUGAAGUCAGAUCUUUUAAAUCAGAACCAGACAUGGAGGCUGAUACCUCCAUCAGUGCUGAAGUCAGACCCAAAUCAGAACCAACCACUGACUAUGAGCUUCUUCCAUCUUCUGCUGCUGUAACUGAGAAUGUCAAUGAAAGUGUAGGUGACAAAUUGAUUGAAAGUGAUGGUUCAUCAUCGCCCCUACAGAGUUAUAGCAUUGAGGUCUAUGUGGAUCUGGAACAACCUCCGAGGGAAGAAAAAUCUUGCCGUUUUUGUGGUAAAAGGUUCAAGAGGGACUCUCAUCUUAUAAGACAUGUGAGCAAGAGUCACAAAGGCAACAAAGCCUUUAAAUGCCUUAAGUGCAACAAGGAGUUUGAACAAAGACACCAGCUAGUCCUGCAUGUAAGGAUUCACACAGGUGAAAAGCCCUUCAGUUGUGAUUUCUGUGGUAAAAUGUUCUCUCAGAACUCGAGUCGUAUUGUUCACAUGAGGUUGCAUACUGGGGAAAAACCAUAUCUUUGUAAAAAAUGUGGGAAAAGUUUUCCCUCAAGCAAACAUUUCAAAUUUUGCAAAGUCCAGGACGAGUCCAAAGUCACACCAGAAAAAGGGAGCAUAGAUGAGAAUCACAAAGACGAGAAGGCCUUUAAAUGCUUUGAAUGCAACAAGCAGUUCAAACAAAAGCACCAUCUUGUCCUGCAUAUGAGAGUUCACACGGGCGAAAAACCUUUCAAAUGUGAUUUCUGUGGAAAAACAUUCACUCAGAACUCUAGUCGUAUUGUUCACAUGAGGCAGCACACGGGAGAGAAACCAUAUUAUUGUAAUAAAUGUGGCAAGAGGUUUGCCGUUCGCUAUCAUCUGAAAUACUGCACAGGGCGACGAAAUAAAAGUGCAAAAAAGUCAUUUCGUUGUGCAGCUUGUGGAAAGAAAUUCCACACAGAUUCAGACCUGAAGGUGCACAUGGAGGUUCACGAGUCCUGGAAGCGACACAUCAGCGAGAAACUGCAAGAACAGGACUUAGAAGAGGAAAAACCUGAAGUGGUAUGAGACAACAUCGGAGUCUGUGUGACAGCAGAUGCUUUUCACUAAACAAUGUGCAGCCAGUGUUUAGGAAUGCUCUGUUUGAGAAGCAAUAUAUUUGUAAAUUUGUUGAAGCUUUGCUGAAUAAGAAACUAUUCAGCAGCUUUUGUGGAUCUAAUUAAAUUAUUUGGAUUUUUUUUUUAAUUUAUGGUGUAGAAACACAUAAUCUGUCCCUAAUGAUCUCACUGUAGUUACAUGUAAUCAAGAUCGUUUCUUGAAAAGUUAUAUGUGAACCUGAUGUAUUUUCUCCUCACAGAAAAGCAAAAUGAUUGUUGUUAUGAUGUUUGGACAUGAUUUAUGCUUGGAUAACAACUUCAGACCUCUUGUUCAACAUGAACAAGUCGAUGUUUGAGACGUGUACGUAGUGCAAGUAAUAAAUUUGGAAAGAAACCAA